Molecule: messenger RNA, 1056 nt
Organism: Phragmites australis (common reed)
Lineage: Eukaryota; Viridiplantae; Streptophyta; Magnoliopsida; Poales; Poaceae
Exons: 1
Coding region: 484-807 (107 amino acids)
Source: RefSeq, a predicted model, not a curated record
ACUGGCGGCAGCUUAACCUUUAUCAGCCAAGUGCUCCCCUCUCCCCACCACCACCACUAUCCUCCUCUCCUCUUCCUCGAGAGCUAGACUUGCUAGCUAAUCAACCUUAGUCCUCCCCUCCAUAUAUACAUCGAUCUCCAAUGUUGUUUGCUUCCAUAUGCUAAGCUCAAGUCUCCUAGCAACCUGUAUAUAUAUACCUGUGAUGCUGUGAUCGACCAUGGCGUGGUGGACGUAAGGAAGAAACCCGUAGAAGCUAGCAAGCGUGGGAGGUGCCAUGGCGAUGGCGCGAGCCAUGUAACAAACCUAGGAGAUUAAUUAGCAAGCGUGCGUGCGUGCACGUAAGGAGGAUGUGUGCGUGACCGGUGGUUGCCGUGCAGCCGAGGUCGCGUGCUGAGAGAGACCUACUGAGAGGAGCUGCUAAGGAGGAGGGAGAAGAAGAUCAGGGAGACAAGGUUCUCUCGAUCGGCUUCUUGCCCGCCGGACAUGUGGAGCUUGGUGCGGCAGGGCCUGCGGUGGGGGCGCCCGCGGCGGACGGCGCGGGUGGUGGACGAGAGCGCGCUCGGCGCGGACGGCGGCGAGGAUGUCGUCGGUGCCGCCCAGGCCGCGGGCGGCGCGGCGGUGGCGGCCCCGACCCUGGCUGGCGCGCUGGCCAGGGCGCUGCUGGCGCUCGCGUGCGCCAUCCGCUUCGACGGCGAGGAGUACGGCGUGACGGAGGAGGCGUGGGCGGCCAGCGGGUGGCGGCCGCGUGCCGACGAGGUCAGCCACCUCAUGGUGCGCGAGAGCAUGCGCUACGCCAUCUACGCGUAGCCGUACGUAGCCCGUCGCCGUAUACAUAUAUUUAUGCAUGCAUGCAUGCAUGCACUAUUGAGUAGCGUUAUGCAUACGUACGCACGUUGAGAUGGUGCAUAGUGUAUAGAGUACUGUAUCCCGUAUUUCUGUACGUACGUGCAGGCCACUACUGGUAUCAGAGUUCCACGGUAAUUGGGGGCUGUCUUGCCUGUGCAGAAUUCUUGAUGCGACGACUAAGAAAUUCUUGCCCUCUUUAACAGCUUGUCA